Molecule: messenger RNA, 798 nt
Organism: Zasmidium cellare ATCC 36951
Lineage: Eukaryota; Fungi; Ascomycota; Dothideomycetes; Mycosphaerellales; Mycosphaerellaceae
Exons: 1
Coding region: 1-798 (265 amino acids)
Biological process (GO): isoprenoid biosynthetic process; isopentenyl diphosphate biosynthetic process
Cellular component (GO): cytoplasm
Molecular function (GO): isopentenyl-diphosphate delta-isomerase activity
Source: RefSeq, a predicted model, not a curated record
AUGAGUGCGACAACGACGGUAACGGAGACGGCCUCUUCCGCCUCCAACAUCCUCCGCCUCUUCCCCGAGAUCAACACUUCUCUCGCCUCGCAGACCCAAUCCUCCGCAACUCAAGAUGCCGACCUGGCUGGUUACGACGAGGAGCAGAUCCGGCUGAUGGACGAAGUCUGCAUUGUUCUGGACGAGAACGAUGCGCCGAUUGGUAGCGCCAGCAAGAAAGUCUGCCAUCUCAUGGAGAACAUCAACAAGGGUCUUCUUCACCGUGCAUUCUCCGUCUUCCUCUUCGAUUCGAACAAUCGCCUACUCUUGCAACAACGCGCGUCUGAGAAGAUCACAUUCCCCGAUCUGUGGACCAACACCUGCUGCUCGCAUCCAUUGGGUAUCCCGGGCGAGACGGGCGCAACCCUGGAUGCGGCUAUCAUGGGCGUGAAGCGAGCAGCGCAGAGGAAGCUGGAUCAAGAGCUGGGCAUCAAGAAAGAGCAGGUGCCGAUUGAGAAUUUUGACUUCUUGACCCGGAUACACUAUCUCGCUCCUAGUGACGGCAAGUGGGGUGAGCAUGAGAUCGACUACAUUCUCUUCAUCAAGGCAGAUGUUGAUCUGAAUGUCAACCCCAACGAGGUCCGAGCCACGAAAUACGUCUCGGCGGAUGAGUUGAAGGAGCAGUUCAAGGAUCCAGAGUUGAAGUUCACGCCGUGGUUCAAGCUGAUAUGUCAGAGUAUGCUGUUCGAAUGGUGGGAGCAUCUGGACAGUGGAUUGGACAAGUACAAGGGCGAGACUAAAUUGAGGCGGAUGCUGUAG